UCUGAGAAAAAGAACAUCUCGGCAACGAGCUUUCAGUUCUCCUCCACUUCCUCGCUUCCAUGAACCUCCGCCGCCGCCGCCGCCCCUCCCCUGCCGGUUGCGUUCCCCAACGAACCCCGCUUUGAUCUCACCUCCGACCAGAUCAAUGCCCUCGUCUUCCGAUACCUCAAGGAUUCAGGUUUCUCACACACUGUAUUUACUUUGGAACAUCAGCCAGAGUUUGAGAACCUUCCUAUUGAUGAAAGUUCAAUCCGCACUGGUGCCCUUGUUUCAAUUUUAGCAAAAGGUUUUCAGUAUUCAGAAAUGGAAGCAAAUAUGGGCAGUAGUGAUGUGGACGUUGAUGGUGACUACGUUCAUCUUGAGCCUAUUGAUAUUAUCACAAAAGAUGUUCAUAGCCUCAAACAAAUUGUUAAUGAUAAGAAGGAAAAAGCUAAGGAGCUAGGCAAACAUUUUGGAAAAGAUACUGAACACGUUCAAGUAGAUAGACAAGGAAAUGAAGGGCCAUCACCAAUGGACUUCACUCCUAGCUUGGUAUCACCCAGUUGUGAGGUUUCUGACUCUGAUGUGUAUGUUUUGGAAGGACAUAGUUUUGAGGUUAAUGCAUGUGCUUGGAGCCCAACUGGUUCUCUUCUGGCAUCUGGCUCUUCAGAUUCAACCGCACGAAUUUGGGAAAUUUCAAAUGGACCCUGCAUUUCCAGUAUGCAUAGUUCACCUCCAAAUGUGCAUGUUCUAAAUCAUUUUAAUUUUAGUAUAAAUAAUGAAAGCAAUGCAGUCACAGCACUUGCUUGGAAUGAAGAAGGGGAACUGCUUGCAACAGGUUCAUAUGAAGGGCAAGCGAGUAUUUGGAGGAAGAAUGGAAAAUUAGAGGAGAUACUCAAAAAACAUACAGGAUCUAUUUUCUCUUUACAAUGGAACAAGAGAGGUGAUCUUCUCCUCACUGGAAGCUUUGACAACACUGCGAUUCUCUGGGACACUGGCACAUGGGAGUGUAAGCAACAGUUUGCAUUUCAUUCAGCACCAUUGAUAUUUGUUGAAUUUAGAAACAAUACAGCAUUUGCAACAUGCUCAGAAGACAAGAUGAUUUACGUUUGCAGCUUUGGAGAGUCUCAACCAGUUUAUGCUUUUUCUGAACAUCAGGGUGAGAUCAAUGCUAUCCAAUGGGACCCGACUGGUACUUUAUUAGCUUCCUGCUCUGAUGACAGUUUUGUAAAGAUUUGGAGUCUGGAACUGGGCAUGUGUCUACAUGAUCUCCAAGGACACAAUGAGGCAGUGUACACUAUUAAAUGGAGUCCCACUGGCCCGGGUACUAUCAAUCCCGAUAAACAAUUAGUGCUUGCAAGUGCUUCUGGUGACUCAACCAUCAAAUUAUGGGAUGCCCAUAAAGGCCAUCUUCUUCGCACUCUCAACGGUCACCGUGAAGCUGUAUACUCUAUCGCAUUUAGCCCAAAUGGCAACUAUUUGGCUAGUGGAUCCCGAGAUCGACAUUUGCAUAUAUGGUCAGUCAAAGACGGUAGUAUCUUGAAAACAUACAGCCGCGGUGGUGCCAUCAUCUACCAUGUGAGCUGGAAUAGGGAAAAUGAUAUAGUUGUAGCCGGUUUCGGCAAUGGCAUUGUGACUCUCAUUGAUUUCAGAUCUGCAGUGAAGCGUCUACCAUGUACUGACGGAGGAAGUCGGUAGAAACUAAAACCGUCGGCCCUUUUUCGCUCAAGUGUAAUUAACAGCUUGCAAAUUAAUGCAUUGAAUCUUCUGCUCUCUUUUGAUUGGAGAUAAUUGGAUGUUCACAAGAUUUGAAAAUAUUGGGAUUCAAUUUGAUCUAUACUGGCCUUGACCUUGAAAUAUAAAUCCUUCUUGUUAUGUAAUUGAUUCUUUUUU
Molecule: messenger RNA, 1872 nt
Organism: Dioscorea cayenensis subsp. rotundata (Guinea yam)
Lineage: Eukaryota; Viridiplantae; Streptophyta; Magnoliopsida; Dioscoreales; Dioscoreaceae
Product: WD40 repeat-containing protein HOS15-like
Biological process (GO): regulation of transcription by RNA polymerase II
Cellular component (GO): histone deacetylase complex
Molecular function (GO): transcription corepressor activity; protein binding
Source: RefSeq, a predicted model, not a curated record